This is a messenger RNA of Prorocentrum cordatum, 750 nucleotides long. NCBI's taxonomy places the organism in Eukaryota, Dinophyceae, Prorocentrales, Prorocentraceae. The record is from the annotation of a GenBank genome assembly.
GAAGGUCUUCAUUUACUUCUGGGACACCCGCGAUGGGCUCGAGCUCUCCGGCUGGUGGUUCGGGGACUCCGUGGGCGGAACGCUGGUGUGGGCACGAGCGCCCCUGCUCGCGCAGAACGUGCCUCCCGCGGGCUGGAAGGUGCCGUGGGACGCGCCGAUGCCCGAGCCGGGCAUGCUGUCGGUGACGAGGGUGGCGGCCGAGCAGGGGGGCGUGGCCGCGGUCGCCGCCGCCAGCAGGGCGACCGCACCCAAGGCGCGGCCGUUGACCGCGUCGGCGAGGGCGGGGGCCGCGCCGCCCAACGUCGUGGGGAGUCUGCUGGCAGCCGCGAUGACGCAGGCGGCCGCGGGCAAAACGCCCCAGCCGGCGGGCCAGAAGCAGGGCACCGUGUUCAUGGCUGGGCUGCCGCCAGACGCCGAGGAGGACGAGCUGAUCGAGAUCUUCAGCAACGUCGGCGCCGUGGAGACGGUCAAGAUCUACCGCAACCCGUCUUCGAACUUGCCCUUGGGGCACGGCUUCUGUGACUUUUACGAGGCCUCGCACGCGGCCUUGGCGAUACAGCAGCUCCAGGGAUGCGAGUACAGGGGCAGGAGGCUGACGGUCCACAGCUCCCGGCCAGGCCCCCACCUGCUGCAGCAGACGACGUUCGUACGGCCCCCCACGGCGCCCGUGCUGCAGCCGCCCCCGCUCGUGGGCGCCAGGCCGCCCCCCGCCGCGGCGUCCAUGGCGGCGGUUCCACAAGACUUCCUGGA